UACUGCUUUACUCCCUCACAAAAAUCGAACCCCGCAACUGAUUUCCAUGGUAGCGCUGAUCCUUGUUGCAGAGAAACUUUUGGAUGUAAAUGUGGACAGUUCACACACCCUCACGUCUCCAGCCUCUCCUCUUCACCAAUCCAACUCGCUCGUCUUCUCACUCACACCGCACCACCGCCGCCGUCACUAGCCCCGCCGUCGGCGCUAACACCCACAACUCCUUGAUACAAUCUCUAUGCAAGAAAGGACAGCUGAAACAAGCCCUUCAAUUGCUCUCCAAGGAGCCCAAUCCGACGCAACGAACCUACGAGCUCCUCAUCCUAUCCUGCGCCGAUAAAAAAUCUGUACCGGACGCCCUAAAUGUUCACCGCGAGCUUAUCGACGAUGGUUUUGGCGAAGAUCCCUUUUUGGCGACUAAACUCAUAAAUAUGUACUCACAAUUGGACUGCAUCGAUGACGCACGCCAGGUGUUUGAUAAAAUUUGCGAUAGAACGAUAUAUGUCUGGAAUGCUCUCUUCCAGGCGUUAUCUUUGGCUGGUCAUGGCGAUGAGGUUUUGGGCUUAUAUAGACGGAUGAUUCAGGUUGGCAUCGCAUCUGAUAGGUUUACGUAUACAUAUGUGUUGAAGGCUUGUGUUGUUUCUGAGUCGCAGGUUUCUCUGCUUCAGAAUGGGAAAGAAAUUCAUGCUCAUAUUUUAAGACAUGGGUAUGACAAUGUUGUUCAUAUUAUGACUACCUUAGUUGAUAUGUAUGCGAGGUUUGGCUGUGUGGACUAUGCUAGCCGUGUGUUCCGUGAAAUGCCUGAUAAAAAUGUGGUUUCUUGGAGUGCUAUGAUCGCGUGUUAUGCUAGGAAUGGCAGACCUUAUGAUGCAUUGGAGCUUUUUCGAGAGAUGAUGAUGCUCGAGACUAGUGAUCUGUUGCCUAAUUCAGUAACGAUAGUGAGCGUGCUGCAAGCCUGUGGAGCGAUAGCUGCACUGGAGCAAGGGAAGUUAAUACAUGGAUAUAUACUUAGAAAAGGGCUUGAUACAAUUGUUCCGGUUACUAGUGCUCUUGUGACCAUGUAUGCGAGGUGUGGAAAUCUUGAUACGGGGCAAUGCGUUUUUGAUCAGAUGAGUAAGAGGGAUGUGGUUGCGUGGAAUUCCAUGAUUUCGAGCUAUGGGAUUCAUGGGCGUGGAGCCAAGGCUGUUGAAUUGUUUGAGGAGAUGGUUCGACGAGGAGUGUCCCCAACUCCGAUAUCAUUUGUUAGCGUUUUGGGAGCUUGUAGUCACGCAGGACUUGUUGAGGAGGGGAAGGCUUUGUUUGAAUCUAUGGUGAAGAAACAUGGGAUUUACCCUAGCGUGGAGCACUAUGCUUGUAUGGUUGAUCUUCUCGGGAGAGCCAACCGGCUGGAUGAAGCAGCUAGGAUCAUAGAAGACAUGCGAAUUGAACCGGGGCCUGAAGUUUGGGGCUCUCUUCUUGGAUCGUGUAGGAUUCAUUGCAAUGUGGAGCUUGCGGAGAGGGCAAGUCGAAGGCUUUUCGAGCUCGAGCCCAGGAAUGCAGGGAACUAUGUCCUUUUGGCCGAUAUUUAUGCCGAAGCUGGGAUGUGGGAGGAAGUAAAGAGAGUAAAGAAGCUUUUGGACUGUAGAGAGCUAGAAAAAGUUUCAGGUUGCAGCUGGAUUGAAGUCAGGAGAAGAGUUUAUUCUCUCACUUCAGUGGAGGAGUUUAACCCCCAAAUAGAGCAGAUUCAUGCAUUGCUGCUACAGUUAUCAGCAGAAAUGAAGGACUAUGGAUAUGUCCCUGAUGCGAAAAUCGUGCUGUAUGAUCUCGACAGGGAGGAGAAAGAACGCAUUUUGUUAGGUCACAGCGAGAAAUUGGCAGUUGGGUUUGGAUUGAUCAAUAGUGGCAAAGGUGAAACCAUCAGGAUUGCCAAGAACCUCAGGUUGUGUGAAGACUGUCACUCUUUCACAAAGUUUAUCUCCAAAUUUACUAACCGUGAAAUUUUAGUUAGAGAUAUCAACCGCUUUCAUCAUUUCAGGGACGGUGUUUGUUCCUGCGGGGAUUAUUGGUAAAUGCUAAUCAUUUCAAAAUUUAGAUGUACAGUUGUUACACAGUCAAAACUUAUCGAAUUAAGAUUAGACAUCA
This is a messenger RNA of Ipomoea triloba (trilobed morning glory), 2118 nucleotides long. Its product is annotated as pentatricopeptide repeat-containing protein At3g46790, chloroplastic. NCBI's taxonomy places the organism in Eukaryota, Viridiplantae, Streptophyta, Magnoliopsida, Solanales, Convolvulaceae. Bases 90 to 2045 code for a protein of 651 amino acids. Gene Ontology annotation, molecular function: zinc ion binding; protein binding; RNA binding. The transcript has a single exon. The record is from RefSeq and is a predicted model, not a curated record. Gene Ontology annotation, biological process: RNA modification.